Messenger RNA from Molossus molossus (Pallas's mastiff bat), 476 nucleotides. RefSeq names its product ATP synthase inhibitory factor subunit 1 (gene ATP5IF1). Lineage: Eukaryota; Metazoa; Chordata; Mammalia; Chiroptera; Molossidae. The transcript is spliced from 3 exons. Gene Ontology annotation, molecular function: ATPase inhibitor activity. Gene Ontology annotation, cellular component: mitochondrion. Gene Ontology annotation, biological process: negative regulation of ATP-dependent activity. The record is from RefSeq and is a predicted model, not a curated record. Bases 53 to 364 code for a protein of 103 amino acids.
UCCUACAGGAGUCUACACCGUCUGUGUCUGAAGCUGUGCGGCACGGGCCACCAUGGCAGUCACGGCGUUGGCGGUGCGGAUGCAACUUGUGAGGGGCGUGAGGGCUAUGCAAGCCCGAGGCUUCGGCUCCGAUCGGUCAAAUAGCGCCGGCGCAGUCAGGGAGGCCGGUGGGGCCUUCGGAAAAAGAGAGCAGGCUGAAGAGGAACGAUACUUCCGGGCUCGGACUAAAGAACAACUGGCAGCCUUGAAGAAACACCAUGAAGAUGAGAUCACUCAUUAUACAAAGGAGAUUGAGCGUCUGCAGAAAGAAAUAGAGCGGCACAAGCAUACCAUCAAGAAACUAAAAGAUACCGCUGGUGAUUAAAUGCACACCGUUCCCCACAGAAUGGCUAUAUAUUGCCCACUUCUGUGAAGACAGUUCUGGUAAUUAAUAUGUCUGUACUGCCAACAGAUUAUAAUAAAUUGUGAUUAGUGAA